This is a messenger RNA of Mirounga angustirostris (Northern elephant seal), 980 nucleotides long. It is a transcript of the gene WDR83, whose product is annotated as WD repeat domain 83. Gene Ontology annotation, molecular function: protein binding. The record is from RefSeq and is a predicted model, not a curated record. Bases 33 to 980 code for a protein of 315 amino acids. Gene Ontology annotation, biological process: mRNA splicing, via spliceosome. The transcript has 9 exons. NCBI's taxonomy places the organism in Eukaryota, Metazoa, Chordata, Mammalia, Carnivora, Phocidae. Gene Ontology annotation, cellular component: catalytic step 2 spliceosome.
UGUCAGGCGGCAAGGAAGGGGUCCCGAAGCAAAUGGCUUUCCCUGAGCCGAAACCACGGGGCCCGGAGCUGCCGCAAAAACGGGUGAAGACGCUGGACUGCGGGCAGGGGGCAGUGCGAGCUGUACGAUUUAAUGUGGAUGGCAAUUACUGUUUGACGUGCGGCAGCGACAAGACCCUGAAGCUGUGGAAUCCGUUGCGAGGGACGCUACUGCGGACGUACAGUGGCCACGGCUACGAGGUGCUGGACGCGGCCGGCUCCUUUGACAACAGCAGUCUGUGUUCCGGCGGCGGGGACAAGGCGGUGGUGCUGUGGGAUGUGGCAUCGGGGCAGGUCGUUCGCAAAUUCCGGGGCCACGCGGGGAAGGUGAACACGGUCCAGUUUAAUGAAGAGGCCACAGUCAUCCUGUCUGGCUCUAUCGAUUCCAGCAUACGCUGCUGGGACUGCCGAUCGCGGAGGCCUGAGCCAGUGCAGAGGCUGGACGAAGCCAGGGAUGGCAUAUCCAGUGUGAAGGUGUCAGACCAUGAGGUCCUGGCAGGCUCCGUGGAUGGCCGGGUGAGGCGCUAUGACCUGAGGAUGGGGCAACUCUUCUCAGACUAUGUGGGCAGCCCCAUCACUUGUACCUGCUUCAGCCGGGACGGGCAGUGCACCCUGGUGUCCAGCCUGGACUCCACGUUGCGGCUUCUAGACAAGGACACAGGGGAGCUGCUGGGCGAGUAUUCGGGCCAUAAGAACCAGGAGUACAAGCUGGACUGCUGCCUGAGCGAGCGUGACACACACGUGGUCAGCUGCUCCGAGGACGGGAAGGUGUACUUCUGGGACCUGGUGGAGGGUGCCCUGGCACUGGCCCUGCCCGUGGGUCCAGGUGUGGUGCAGUCACUGGCCUUCCACCCCACGGAGCCCUGCCUGCUGACCGCUGUGGGGGGCAGUGUCCAGUGCUGGCGGGAGGAGGCUUAUGAGGCUGAGGGUGGCACCAGCUGA